UUUACAGCUGUUUUUUGAUUACGAAUAAUGUCGAAAUUACGAUAAGAAUUUAAAUUGUGGAUAUUUUAGAUUUUUUUAUACAUAGAUUGGUUCACCGUGUACAAUAUGUGUGUUGCCAAUUAAUUUCAAAAGCUCACAGUUAAACAAAAUUGAUCAAAUCAAAGAUCAAAGAUAUGUCAACAUUUGCGUUCCCCGGUUCCUUGGAAUCUGAAACGGCGAUGGAGUUAAUAGAUAUUCUGCUUGACUUUAUGGAUAUUGCAAACGAACCAAACUUGAAGCGUGUUAUUCAAUUUGUCUGCGGCUUACUAAAUACAGACAACAGUGAAAAUCUGAAAUUAGCUUCAAAAUUGAUUUCAAAGUUGUUUGCGGUCAUAAUGCCUGAUCCAGUAAAAGAUGAAGUAUGGCAGAUCCGCAAUCCCCAACUGGUAUCCGACUUCAUUUUGUGUGUACAAAUGUGGACAGGCCACUUUCCAGAUGAAGGCAAGUUUCUAUUGGCUCAGCUCUGUUCAAGGGCUUCAAAUAACGAGAAUGAUCCACAUGCUGGUCAAAUAUUAGUACAGCUAAUGGAUGACAUUUUGCGCGAUUCGGGAGCCGAAUAUAUUGAGUCUUCAAAGCUGUUCUGCCGCAUACAGAAGCUCCUGGAAUCGAAUAAAAAUGAGGAACGUAUAUCUGGGCAUCUGCUUCUGAAAAAGUUACUAGACAAGAGCAAGUGCACCGAACUGAAUUUGUUCUCCCAUAUUAGUGUAAUUGAAUGCCUGAAAAUUGAGCAAUCCCCAGAAAAUCCAGAUUCGUUGGGUGCUCGGCUAUCGCUUCUAAAGGAAAAUAAUACAGAUGGAAAUUGGAUGCGCAUUUUCUACAUUAGCUUGUUGCAGGACAGCAAUAUUCCAAGGCUGCACUCGACCCUUGUCUUUAUUAUGGAUCACUUUACUAUUGCUGAACUCUGUAGCGCCCGUCUACUGAAAGAGUUCCUUGCAGCUACCAAUAGUCCGCAUCUGCACGACAUGGAGGGCAUCAAUUUGCCAGAGCAACAAAUGAAAACAUUCUUCUCAAAAAAUACCCAGAAGCAGUUGUUCAAGGCGUUUGGAGAGGUGGCCUGGCACGGAGUUGCUCUGUGCCGUUGGCUGAAUUGCAUAGAGACUUGUAUUAAGUUACAAAUUACUAAGAACCUGUUGCUGAAAAUGGGUAAGCUUGUACGAAAUAUAGAACAUAUUGAUUUACGAAACAAUGCCAGUAAUCGUUUUUGUGAGGUCUUUAAGGUCAGCAUCGAAAGUUUGUCCGUGGGCGAUUUCAUAACAUUUAUAAGGACGCUAUAUAAUGACAAGGAUAUUGUGUGCGCUUAUGGACUUUAUUUGCUAGCAAGGAUAAUCGAGAAUUGCAAAAAUAUAAGCGAAGAAAUUGGUUUGUUUACGAAAAGCUUCUACGAAUUCCUUAGUGAUAAGCGGGAGAACUAUUAUCUAUGGGAUCCACUUAUGGAACUAUUGAGGCAAUUCGAACAUGUGCCAAAAACACAGCACGGAUGGUGGCGUUUUCCUGCUUUCUUUUCUUUACAUUACAAUGAUGAAGCUAAAGAUUUUUACCGCAUUGAGUACGAUGUAAAUAUUGAACUGAUCAACGAGUGUAAAAAUCUAGAAGAGUUGCAGAAACAUUUAAUCAAUAAGCUAAAUUGCCAAACGGAGGAGGAAAAAUAUUUUGUAAUGCAGCAAACUGUCGAUUUAUUUCUUGAAAAGAACGUGCAUCAGUGGAGUCAACUCGAAGAGUUUCAUUUGGAUCCUGUGGAAGUUUUGGAGAAUGGCACAUUUAAAACAAUAUCGCAUUUGUCAAAACUUUUGAGUGUGCAUGACAAACAGCUGCAAGAUGACAAAGUAAUUGAAACUUUUCGAUUACUGUUAAGGAAUUAUCCCAGUCGCUGGAUCAUCCCUGGAAACAUAUUGAAAUAUGUAUGUAAGCAUCUGGACAUAUAUAAAACGGAAAAGCUUUUGGACGAAAUGAUUGCAAAUAGUAAUGACAAUUGGGAGCUUGGAUCGAUUUUGUAUAGCACAAAUUCCCUAUCGGUAUCUAAGCUGAUAAAUGAGUUACUUUAUUGUAAGACUCCAACCGGGAUUUCACGCAUCGCGUAUGCAUAUUUAAAUAGUUUAUCCACCUGGAAUAUAAAAGAUCAUAUCAAACGAAGCAAUUAUAUUAUGUAUGUCAGUCGAAUGGAAGAAAAACAAUCGGUUCAUACACUGUUUGAUGAAUUAUUAAACAUCAAUGAGCAGAUUACUAAAAAGGUAGUUUUGGAAAAUUCGAGAGACCACAGAAUUCAAAUGCGCAUCAUCAGAACAUUUUUAAAUUACGAAUCCUUGCCGGAGUAUUGGUCUGACAUGCUCUGGACAGCUCUUCUGGCCCCAAACAAUCUACUUAAUAUUACGUACCUUUUCGAAUGUCUGGUUGCAAAACUUUUGCCAUCUUACGAACUGUUAUUGGAGAAACUGAAGACGCUGACAAGCCUGCAAUCCAAUCAACAAGAGUCAAUCAUAUCUGUUUUUUAUAUAUAUUGCACGAGGAAUUGGGAUUCCCUAAAAUUGGAACAGCUGCAAACAGCUUUUGAGUCGCUUUGGCUACAUAUAAUGACUGUUAAAUUCCAGACAAUGUUUUUUAGUCAGUUAAUACUACACCGACUGAUUGUUAAAUGUAUGGAGAAGAGUAUUGACCUUCCCUUUCUCGAUGUAAUGAAGUCUAACCUGGAAUUGUUAAUUGGAGAUAAGGUUUUCGAGUAUCGUGUGGAGGCUCGUCUGUUGCUACCAAAAAUAUUAGAGUAUUAUCCUGCUGCCGAUUCAAUCCUUUAUAUGACAAAUGCACCGUUUGACGAAUACAAUAAUCCAAAAUGGGACUAUUCACAAAAUGAAAUGGAAAAAUUGGACAGUAUCCGAUCUGCCUUUAAGGCCAAAUGUCUGACUGCUUAAAGUUGAUAUAAAUUUUUACAAGUAUGAUUUAAAAAUAAAUGUUAAGCAAUUGUUAUUUGUAUGAUUCUAUUGAGAGAAAUAUGUUAAAUGUAUAUUAUAUUAUUACUGCUUAGAGUAAAGCAGUUAUACCACUAUCCUUGGGAAAUUGUGUGUUGUUGAUAAAAUUAAAAAAUUGUAACGAACUAUGUAAUAGUACAC
This is a messenger RNA of Drosophila virilis, 3140 nucleotides long. Lineage: Eukaryota; Metazoa; Arthropoda; Insecta; Diptera; Drosophilidae. The record is from RefSeq and is a predicted model, not a curated record.